CGCGAGCCUUUCCCCUCUUCCUUCUUCUGGCGAUUAGGGUUGUCCCCAGCGCCGCCGGCCUGCUGCUGGCACCGGCGCGGUACCUCGUCUCUGCCAGCGCGCGCACCCCCCCCCCCCCCCCCCCCCACACACACACACACACACCUCCGUCGCCAGAGCCUGUCCGCUCCCCCGCCACCUCUCAUCCUGAGGACUUCCUGCUAGCCGCCGCCGGCAAGAAAUCCGGAGGACCACCACCUUUUCGCGACGAGGCCACUGUCUCCGCAUUGAACACUGUUUCGCCACUGCUACCGCGGCUCCAGAUCCUCUGACUCGAGUCACCAAAGCAUCUGCUUGUAUUGGGUCGUUUCAUUAGUGCCUGGUCAAAUACCAGUGUAAACUGAACACAAUCCCAUAAGUUUACCUGGAAGCCAAGUGGGGCUCGCAAAUUAAUUUACCUCAACAAUUGUUCUGUGUGCAUCUAGAUCGGCCCCGGCAUCAUGUCUUCAGAGGAGCUCACAACAAGCUUGUCAGCUUUGGCGGUGGCUUCACAGGCCCCGAUGGCCAGCCAAAUCGGUUCUUCAGGUGAUCUGUCUUCUGAAGGUGGGGCGCAGGUCACUUGUUUCAGUGAGGACCUGCACGACGUCACGCUCCAUUUCCAGAUCAUAAGGUUCUCUAAACAGAUCUAUGCAUGGAUAGGAUGCAACAACUCGGCAAAGUUUGGCCAUUUAUAUGCUGCUGCAACCACUCGGCUGGGUGAUGGAGUGAGUGUCACAUCUGUACUUGGAGGAACAUCUGAUAACACUGGAUCAAGCAUGGCCCGCCGCUUAGUGCUGAAGACAGGUCUGAAUAUAAUUUUAGCAUGUAACAUUCCGAAGGACAGCCCCAUGCUUGAGGCUGCUGCAGAGAGGAAACUUGUAGAGAAGCUGAGAAGUUUAGGCUAUAUCAGAUCUAAAACAGGAGAGGCUAACGCUUCCACAACUCCUUUAUCCGCAACACACUGAUGGAUACUUGUGAACUGUCAAGUCAAUCGUAGAGAAAGUCACUACUCUUAACGUGUUUGAAACAUUUUGAAUGGUUAUGAAAGCUCAGCGGAGGCUUACCGAGUGUAGGCAUGAUGAUCUGAAUUUUUUGUGCGCGACUAUGAACUGCUUCAUGUUCACUGAAUUAUCAAACAUGUGGCAAGUAUCACAUCUGGCAUGUUUACACGUCUGCAUCUUCAGAGGUUGUGCGCCAUCUACCAUUUCAGUGUCUCACGUGUGGAACCCUACAUUCAGGUAUUUGUUGCUCACAGAAAUGAACUUUGCUGGUCUUGUUUGA
Messenger RNA from Triticum aestivum (bread wheat), 1299 nucleotides. Its product is annotated as proteasome assembly chaperone 4. Gene Ontology annotation, biological process: proteasome assembly. NCBI's taxonomy places the organism in Eukaryota, Viridiplantae, Streptophyta, Magnoliopsida, Poales, Poaceae. The coding region runs from base 480 to 983 and encodes 167 amino acids. The transcript is spliced from 6 exons. The record is from RefSeq and is a predicted model, not a curated record.